Molecule: messenger RNA, 1312 nt
Organism: Lolium rigidum
Lineage: Eukaryota; Viridiplantae; Streptophyta; Magnoliopsida; Poales; Poaceae
Product: SPX domain-containing protein 4
Exons: 3
Coding region: 54-1052 (332 amino acids)
Biological process (GO): cellular response to phosphate starvation
Source: RefSeq, a predicted model, not a curated record
UCCAUCGCCGCGACAUUCCUUCUCCAUCCCCAAUCCAAUCCGAUUUCGUCGAGAUGAAGUUCGGCAAGGAUUUCCGGAACCACCUGGAGGGCACGCUGCCGGACUGGAAGGACAAGUACCUCGCCUACAAGGCCCUCAAGAAGCUCAUCAAGACGCUGCCCCCCGACGCCGACGCCGACCAGCCCCCUCUUCCUCCUCCUCCUCCCGCCGGGGAUGGGGACGGAGCCGCGGCGGCGGACGAGGGGCUCGGGUUCGGGGACGUGGCGCUGGGGAACUGGUUCGCCAGGAUCCUCGACGUCGAGCUCCAAAAGCUCAACGACUUCUACAUCGAGAGGGAGGAGUGGUACGUCAUCCGCCUCCAGGUGCUCAAGGAGAGGAUUGAGCGAGUCAAAGCCAAGAAGAAUAAUGCUUUUGCUUCCAGGGCUGAGUUCACUGAAGAGAUGCUAGAGAUACGUAGAGAUUUUGUGCUCAUACACGGCGAAAUGAUACUUUUGCAGACCUACAGUUCCCUAAAUUUUGCUGGGCUAGUGAAGAUACUGAAGAAGUAUGACAAAAGAACAGGCGGCGUGCUCAGCCUACCUUUCACUCAACGCGCUCGUCACGAACCAUUCUUCACCACUGAACCCUUAAGAAGGCUUGUUAGAGAAUGUGAGGUUAACCUUGAACUCCUUUUCCCGGUCGAAGAAGAAGUACUCGAGGCUGGUUCCUCUUCAAAGCUGCAGUCUCACAAUACUGUGGGUAGUCAUGACCCAGCGUCAUCUUAUGACACAGAAACCUCGAAGGUGUACCAAAGCACACUCGCAGCAAUGAAAGCGAUAGAGGGCCUUAAGAAGGCCAGCUCUACUUAUAAUGCCCUCUCUCUUUCUAGAUUCUUCAAUGGAGAGGACGGUGAAGCUUGUUCUGGCGCUAUCACUUCUGAGAGCUCGCUGUUAGAUUCCUUGACAGAUUCCCACGUUGAAGAUGCCGAUAAGGAUGGUAAAGAGGUGCAAUCAAAGGACCAGAGCGCUGCUCAAACCGACCAUAACACUGAAGCGGAUCGACGCGGUGGAUAAUCACUCUUUGCAUGCUAUGUUUCUUUUCUAGUUGCCCCUGACUAGUGUAAAUGAUAGCACCGUUGUACCACCAAUAAGUUGGAUGUUCAGGCAGUCUUUGAAGUGUGUAACCAUAAGCCAUAUUUUAAUUUGGAUUUUGGAGUGUUGGAGCUUAGGCAGAGAGUGAGUCAUUUAGUUGAUUUGGAAGGAACUGUAUACAGUUACAAUCUCUCAGUUUCGCAGAGUUUUCUUGUAUAGCAAAGCAAAGUGUUCCCAGUUCA